GCGCCGUCGACUGGCCAGUUUUUUGGUGUCGGAGGCCAAUAUUUACUUCGGGUCACUGCAACACAGCAGUAAGUAAGGAAGUAUAUCUAUGCCAACUUUGACUAUUUGAUGAUGACUUGUAGCCCGAAAGUCCCGCGUUCGAUUUGAUACAGAAGUGGUUGUUCGGUGAAUUGUGAUGGCAUUGCGUUGUCGUUUGUUGACGCGAUGCAUAUGCGAUGUGCACACAACAAUAGCAAAAUGCGCUAUUGUAGGCGUAGGUCGGUAUAGUAGCUUGGUUAUCCUUUAGGUUAACCAGUCCUGUUUUUUGUAGACUGAUGCUAUUGAUUAAAAAACUCGGUGAGCCUCGUUCAGAUGCCCUAAGAACCACAUCAAACAUAUCUAUAGCAGCGCUUAAUUCACCAAUAAACAAAUCAGUGUUAGUAAACGGUCCCAAGGACCAUAUCGUUUAUUUAGUCAUUGAGAUCAAUGAAUCGAGUGGACAAUGAAUUUGAAUUUGCGUCGGGCCGCGGUUGGUCGAGUAAUUUGCGCACGCUGUGCUAAUCAAGCACUAAACAAGGCUCUUAUUCACUUUUACUUAGCAUUUGUCUCAAGAAACCAGUAUAAAAGUGAUCUCCGAUUAGGCAGAAUUGUAAAAGAUCUCGAGGUCACGCGUAUGUUGGUAUUUUGCGACGAUACGCUAUAUCGAUGAGAAAAACAGUUCAGUUUAUUUCUCGAGCCGCAGUGUCAAAGUGAGUUGCCUGGGCUUUGCUUGUGCCUAUGAACUACCUACCUAAACUAAUUGAAAAAAAAACGUGAUUUAGUGAUCGAUUAAAAAUCGAGCCGUUCUUAAGGAUCGAUUGUGUUGUGCCAACAGGUACAUGAGGUACAGGGCGUGAUGUGAUGAUUCUACCUUUGGUUGGAAAUUAAGUACCUAAGCAUGACGACUUACGGACGUUGGACCCUGUAUGAUGGCGGUAUGGAAAAUGUACAGUGCAUGGCGCGAGCAUUGUACGACAACAUAGCUGAGUCGCCCGACGAGUUGGCGUUCCGGCGCGGCGACCUGCUGACCGUGCUGGAGCAGAAUACGGGCGGCAGCGAGGGCUGGUGGCUGUGCUCGCUCAGAGGACGCCAGGGAAUAUGCCCGGGCAACCGCCUGCGUAUCGUAGCGGGCGUAUUCGACGCAAGCGCGGCGUUGCAGCGGCGGCGCGCGCGCACCCCCGCGCCUGUUGCGCACCAACCACUGCCGGCGCAGCAGUCCCCGGCGUUCACUAAGAUAGAAGAAUGCUCACAUUACGAUGUGCCUCGCGCGCCCAUGCCAGUGCAGAGGAUUGGCAACUAUGACUCCCCAAGGCCCAUCGGUGACUGGUAUGAUGCGCCGCGCGCGCCCCGUCCUGCCAGCGCAGACUCAGCGUGCAGCGGCACCGGCUCCCUCACAUCGGCUACAUCCAGUGCAUCCGCCAACUCGGGCAGCUCCGCACACUCGAGCACGUAUGACGUGCCGCGGUCGCGCGCCCUGCCGCUGCCCUGUGAUGCGGCGCUUGAGGCUUUGGAGAGAUUACAGGAGGAAGCGUCAGCGGCAGUGUCUCGGCUGCUGUCGUACGUGACGCCGGGCUGGCGGCGGCGCGGCGCGCUGCGGCCGCGCGUGCUGGACGUGCGCGUGGCGGGCGCGCGCCUGCGCGCCGCGCUGCACGACCUCGCCGUGUUCGCGGAUGCCACGCUCGCCAACGCGCAUGAUGCGCAGGACAAAGGCAUCGCAGUAAAGCUACGGCCAUUAGUAAAAGCCCUGAAGGACGCGGAGCGCAUAACGCACGAGGCGACAUCAGCGCUAGACGCGGGCGACUGGGCGCCCGAGCGGUUAGAACGCGAGCGAGAACCAACAGACGGGACGCAAGAUGCCCUGGACCAGCUGGUAGCCUGCGCGAGGUCCUUGACAGAGGAUGUGAGACGAGCGGCUUCAUUUAUACAUGGGAAUGCGUCGCUGUUAUUCAGGCGGUCAGCGGGCACUGUUCCAGAGCACGAAUGGACGGAAGAAUACGACUACGUCCGCCUAGAAUCGCGUACGGCGGUGGGGCGGCGGAACGCCGAAAUCCGCGCUGCGCUACCUGACAAGCUACGGGCGUCCUUCGACGCGCUUGUGAGGGACGCCGACCAUGCUGGCGAGGUCAGCGCAGUAGCAGCAGCGACGCGGCUGCCCGCCGACGACCGUCAGCUCGCCGCGUUCUACGCGGCGCAGGCGGCCACGUACGGAGCGCACCUCGCCACCGCCGUCGAAGCAUUCUUACGGACUGUGGAAAUGGGCCAGCCGCCUGAUGUUUUCCUCGCGCAUGGAAAGUUCGUCGUGCUCAGCGCGCACCGGAUUGUGCACGUCGGGGAUACGGUCCAUCGGAGCGCCCAACACGCCGGCUUAAAGUCACGAGCUCUCCGAUGUUCCGACGCGCUGUCUGACGCGCUCGCCGCCACCGUCGCCAAGACCAAAUCCGCUGCUCAACAGUUCCCUUGUGCAAGCGCCGUGGCGGAGAUGGCCGAGGCCGCGCGAACGUUAGCGGCGCGAGCACAGGAGUUAAGGCGGGUUCUGGUCCGCGCCGCCGACCCGCCGGCGGACACGCCGCUCACCCCCGCGACGGCCGUCGCCCCCUCCGCACCCACCACCCCUCUGACGCCCUGCACGCCGCACAACCCUACUCCACCUUCAUUGGCCACUCUACAGAUAUAAUAGUGGAAAUGAACAAUCCUUUUGAAGGAAACUAAAGCCAGUGACGUCCUUGUGAAUGUGAAGUACCAGCGGAGUUAUUUGGAGUGUCCGACGGACGGUUCUUUUGAACGUUAGGCUGUGAAAAAUAUCACGUUGGCUAUGUUGAAAGCGUUUUGGUGUUGGAUUAAAGACAAUUGUAUGUAAAGUUUAUACAAGUUUAAUAUAAUCUGCUGCGCAGGUCUUGAUGUUUGGUAUUAAAAUGACGCCUCUAUUUGAGGUUGACGGACAGAUAUAAAAACCUAGUGAACUAUGCUAAAAGGUACGGUGCAUAUGGUGUUAAAGUUAAAACGUACCUACAUAAGUUAUGUAAGAAAACUAGAAAAGCAAGGCACAAUCGUUAUUGAUCAAGGAGUUUGAAUGCGAAUCAUUACCAAAGAAUUGUCGAGAUAGUACCCACGUAGCUACAAAAUGUAAACACGACUGCCAUAAUGACGACGAAAUAGUUGUAUUUAAUGUUAGCAUAAAUAUGAUCUACUUACAAUAAAUUAAAGGCUGCCAUUAGUAAUUUAUAGGGUUCCGAUAGUUACCCUGCUAUACAAAGACGCGCAAGAGAAUCAAGUGAAGGUAAUGACAACGCAUUUUGAAUGGAUACUAUAGUAAAGAUACAAAGUGAUGAAUAAAUUAUUCUAGCACAGACGUCUAAACUUGUGAUAAGCCUGACUCAUCAGAAGCUAUUGAACUUCUCGCUCCUUAUAAGGCCCGACCCAUUAUCGCCAUGGCACGGCAAAGGAUCCUUCCGCAUAUUACCGAGGCGUCCUCAGACAUGCCGAGGCUUCCUCAGACAUGCCGAGGCGACCUCAGGCAUGCCGAGGUGUGCUUGGGAAUGCCGAGGUAUCCCUCAAGAUGUCCAGAAAUGCUAAGAACGCCUCGGCAUGUUUAAGACAUCUUGGUAUGCUUGAGGGAUGCUUAGGCAUUGACAAACACACGUCAGCGGCUUGCCGAGGGAUCCCUUGCCGUGCCACGCCGAUAGUGGGCGCCGGGCCUUAGUUGAAGUUUUCAAUUGAGCUUUUUUAAGCUAAGGAGCCGUGAUGAACUACCAUUACGAUGUCAAUUUAUUGACAUUUAUUAUCUACCUAGCGUUUGGUCUUAUCACAUGUUUAGUAAAACGUUUAUCGAGGACUAUUGCGUUGGUUUUUUGAAAGAAGAGACAUGAAUAUUGGUACUAAUACUAUCGGGAUCCUGCUCGGAUCAACGUAGUUUGUAUGCCUCGGCGAAUUUAUUUAAACGACACGGAUGUCAACUGUAAGAUUUUAAUUGCUGGAUGCUCAUUUGCAGUAGUGAGUUGAGUUGUCCGUCCAGAUUUUAUACAAUUUUGCAUCAGCUAGUUACUACUCAUAAUAGAUUGUGUACGUGUAAAAGUGUACUUUAUGCCGAAGGUAUAGCAUUUCUUUUCUAACGAUCGGCUAGUUGUCAUAUCUUAAAUGUUAAUAUCAUAAGUAUAAUAUCAUCGCACAAUUUUAUGUCAGAUUUUGAUAUUAUACUACUGGGCCCUAAUGUAUAAAGCUACAAAUUACUUUUUUCAAAGAUUGUCAAGCGCUGACAAGAAAUUUGUAAUUUUGUAACUAGUAGAGCUUUAUUAAAUAGGGUCCUGGUGCUGUUUUUCUUGUUGGUGCCAUUUUUAUGUUGGAAGACUUAAUAAUAUACUAUACGUGAAUAAGACUAUGAUUUGUUCUGAAAGAACAAAAAUGUUCCUGAAACUUGCCUCACGAGUCAGCGUGCAAAUAUAACCGGUAUUUGGUAGCUAAAAUCCAGUGGUAAGAGGACCAGCAACCACGUUUUACGAUCGCGAUUGACUCAUCACUAGAAUACGCUCAAACUAUAAAUGUAUUAUGUUAAACGAGUCCUUUGGAGUCCUGACAAUAAAAGGGCCAUUCCACGCGGAUUAAGAAUCUGCCUUUUUACGGUCUCUGAUAUUCUGCUAUGAAUCUUUCAUUAACCAUAGCCAAUAAUUAGAGACCAUAGAUAUUUAGAUUCUUAAUUUAAGAUGCGUGUGGUAUACCUAGCCCUCAUACAAUUUGGAUUAUGAGUCAGAAGAUAAAAGAUUCUACGCAUUAUAACAUUAGAGUAACCUAUCCUAAAUUAGUCACCUUUUCACAGUAAUUCUGGUAAUAUCGAUCGAUAUCGGGAGAGUGGCUAGUUUUAGGCAGGUUAUCCAAGUUUAAGUGUUAAUACUAACUCCAUUGCACUCUAAAGCUUGUCAAAUAGACUCAUGGCUCAUUACUUAAUCUUAACACUACUACAUAGCAUUGUGUAUGUAUGUACGUACUUAUGUUUUGUACUUUAUACAUAAACAUACUAGAUAAAAGUAGUCUAUGUAAAAAGCAUGUUGUAAAUUAGCAAUGUGUAAUAUAUUUCAAAUAGGUGUCGUAGUUUAGUUAGUUAUAGAUGGAAAUUGUACAAAUGCAUAUUUAAAAAUAUUAAUUUUAAUAUUGAAUUAUAAUUUAUCAUCAUGUAAAAUGCAAUUAAGUAAAAUAUACAAAUUUUCGUAUCUAAA
This is a messenger RNA of Cydia pomonella (codling moth), 5225 nucleotides long. RefSeq names its product breast cancer anti-estrogen resistance protein 1 (gene p130CAS). NCBI's taxonomy places the organism in Eukaryota, Metazoa, Arthropoda, Insecta, Lepidoptera, Tortricidae. Gene Ontology annotation, biological process: cell surface receptor protein tyrosine kinase signaling pathway; cell migration. The transcript has 10 exons. Gene Ontology annotation, molecular function: protein binding. The record is from RefSeq and is a predicted model, not a curated record. Gene Ontology annotation, cellular component: cytoplasm; plasma membrane. The coding region runs from base 917 to 2692 and encodes 591 amino acids.